Molecule: messenger RNA, 2519 nt
Organism: Hordeum vulgare subsp. vulgare (domesticated barley)
Lineage: Eukaryota; Viridiplantae; Streptophyta; Magnoliopsida; Poales; Poaceae
Product: cellulose synthase-like protein H1
Exons: 9
Coding region: 85-2349 (754 amino acids)
Biological process (GO): cellulose biosynthetic process; plant-type primary cell wall biogenesis
Cellular component (GO): plasma membrane; trans-Golgi network
Molecular function (GO): mannan synthase activity; cellulose synthase (UDP-forming) activity
Source: RefSeq, a predicted model, not a curated record
UUGCUUGUGGAGCUGUGUUCGUGGAGCUUAGCUAGUCUGCUACUGCUACUGCUGGCUAGUGGCUACCUGCUCUCGGCCACGGCCAUGGCGGGCGGCAAGAAGCUGCAGGAGAGGGUCGCCCUGGCGAGAACCGCGUGGAUGCUGGCCGACUUCGCGAUCCUCUUCCUCCUCCUCGCCAUCGUGGCCCGCCGCGCCGCCUCGCUCCGGGAGCGCGGCGGGACGUGGUUGGCGGCGCUCGUCUGCGAGGCGUGGUUCGCCUUCGUGUGGAUCCUCAACAUGAACGGCAAGUGGAGCCCCGUCCGGUUCGACACCUACCCCGACAACCUCGCCAACAGGUACUCUACGAUGGAGGAGCUCCCGGCGGUGGACAUGUUCGUCACGACCGCGGACCCGGCGCUGGAGCCUCCGUUGAUCACGGUGAACACGGUGCUCUCGCUGCUCGCCCUGGACUACCCGGACGUCGGCAAGCUGGCGUGCUACGUCUCUGACGACGGCUGCUCCCCGGUGACGUGCUACGCGCUGCGUGAGGCCGCCAAGUUCGCCGGCCUCUGGGUCCCUUUCUGCAAGAGGCACGACGUUGCUGUGAGGGCCCCAUUCAUGUACUUCUCUUCCACGCCGGAGGUUGGCACAGGCACAGCCGACCACGAGUUCCUGGAAAGCUGGGCGCUCAUGAAGAGCGAAUAUGAGAGACUAGCCAGCCGAAUCGAGAACGCCGAUGAGGGCUCCAUUAUGCGUGACAGCGGCGACGAGUUCGCCGAGUUCAUCGACGCCGAGCGCGGGAACCAUCCUACCAUCGUUAAGGUUCUGUGGGAUAACAGCAAGAGCAAAGUGGGGGAAGGAUUCCCACAUCUGGUGUACCUCUCUCGAGAGAAAAGCCCCAGACAUCGCCACAACUUCAAGGCUGGUGCCAUGAAUGUUCUGACAAGGGUGUCAGCCGUGAUGACCAACGCUCCCAUCAUGCUGAAUGUGGACUGCGACAUGUUCGCCAACAAUCCGCAGGUCGCCCUACACGCGAUGUGCCUCCUAUUGGGGUUCGACGACGAGAUCCACAGCGGGUUCGUCCAAGUGCCACAGAAGUUCUACGGUGGCCUCAAGGACGAUCCCUUUGGCAACCAGAUGCAGGUUAUAACCAAGAAAAUUGGAGGUGGAAUCGCCGGGAUCCAAGGCAUGUUCUACGGCGGCACGGGCUGUUUUCACCGCAGGAAAGUCAUUUACGGCAUGCCGCCACCUGACACCGUCAAACACGAGACAAGAGGUUCACCAUCUUACAAGGAGCUGCAAGUCAGGUUUGGGAGCUCAAAGGUGUUGAUCGAAUCAUCUAGGAACAUCAUCUCAGGAGACCUGCUCGCUAGACCAACCGUUGAUGUAUCGAGUCGCAUCGAAAUGGCAAAACAAGUCGGCGAUUGCAACUAUGAGGCUGGCACGUGUUGGGGCAAGGAGAUUGGUUGGGUCUAUGGAUCAAUGACAGAAGACAUUUUGACCGGACAACGGAUCCAUGCGGCGGGUUGGAAAUCGGCCUUGUUGGACACCAACCCACCGGCAUUCUUGGGAUGUGCUCCGACCGGGGGACCGGCCAGCUUGACCCAGUUCAAGAGAUGGGCAACAGGGGUUCUGGAGAUACUCAUCAGCCGGAACAGCCCUAUCCUCGGCACCAUCUUCCAACGCCUCCAACUCCGGCAAUGCCUUGGCUAUCUCAUCGUCGAGGCGUGGCCCGUGAGGGCGCCUUUCGAGCUGUGCUAUGCACUAUUGGGACCUUUCUGCCUUCUCACAAACCAGUCCUUCUUGCCAACGGCAUCGGAUGAAGGUUUUCGCAUCCCAGUAGCUCUAUUCUUGAGUUACCACAUAUACCACUUGAUGGAGUACAAGGAGUGCGGGCUCUCUGCCCGCGCCUGGUGGAACAACCACAGGAUGCAACGCAUCACCUCGGCCUCCGCCUGGCUCCUCGCCUUCCUCACCGUGAUCCUCAAGACACUAGGGCUCUCUGAGACCGUGUUCGAGGUCACCCGCAAGGAAAGCAGCACGUCCGAUGGCGGCGCCGGCACCGACGAGGCCGAUCCAGGACUGUUCACAUUCGACUCGGCGCCCGUUUUCAUCCCGGUGACGGCGCUCUCAGUGUUGAACAUUGUGGCCCUCGCCGUCGGGGCAUGGCGCGCCGUCAUCGGGACUGCGGCGGUCGUUCAUGGUGGCCCGGGCAUCGGAGAGUUCGUGUGCUGUGGCUGGAUGGUGUUGUGCUUCUGGCCGUUCGUGAGAGGGCUUGUCAGCAGGGGAAAGCAUGGAAUCCCGUGGAGCGUCAAGGUGAAGGCUGGUUUGAUUGUGGCUGCGUUCGUGCACCUCUGCACAAGGAACUAACCGGCCGGGCUGGCCAUCGAAAUAUUGGAAGCGUAAUUUUAGUUCUACCAUUGGAACAUGUAACGAAGACUCAAGCAGGAAUUAAAGCGUGUUAUUAAAGGAAGUUUGACCCAAUGUAUCUAUCUAUCUCUCUCUAAUCUCUCUCUAAUAAUAAAGCAAAUUGAGUUUCU